CUUUCGCUAUAAAUGAAUUUGUUAUCUAUUUCAAUAGAACUGGUAUUACAUGUAGCUUUCAACUUACAUCAAAGUUAUUGUACCCAAGGUUACAAUCCAUUUAUACCUACCUACAUAUCAAAGAGCCAUUGAAAACACCACCUUUGUCAAUUAUGUCUACAAUGCAACUACAAUCAAAGAGUACACUUCGGUUAUUGAAUACCAUCAUUGACAGGUACUAUACUUUUGCAAUCACAUAACUAUAGACAACCCAAACUACGGAACAAUCCUUUCAAGUACGAAAAUAGCUACCGAGUAUUCUCAAAGCCAUUGUUCGUACGGACUCAAAAAUUAAUCAAUAGAUGUUAGUACCUACUCAGUAUAAAGUCUACCCAAGGGAACCGUGAUAGAGAUGAUACCUAGAAAGCAGAUCAGAAGACCUCAGCUCACAAUCUAUCUAAUUCGGCCGGACUCGAUAUUAGUCAAGUGAAUAUCAACAGAAUCUACCUCAGCUACUAAAUCAAUUAUCAACUCGACAACAUGCCCGCAGCACCAAUGACUUCUGCCGCUAGGCUGAUUUCAAACCCUAACUUCAAGAGUGGCUGGGGAGCAGUCCUCACUCCAAAGACUAAUGAGGUAAUCCGCAGUGUGAAGAAGGAAGCCGACGGAAUGUAUCGAUUACAAACCGCAAGAGAUCGACCUAUUUCCGCGACUUCCAUAUACACCGCGUUAUUCUGGGAGGCACGCAAUUUUAGAAAACCAUCUAUAGUCUUUACGCCCGCGGUUGAUGACGAACUCCAACUUUUCUCAGAGGAAGGUAAGGGUUUUGAUAAGGCUCGAAAGGAAAUUCGCAGAAUGGCAUCUGACAACAUCAACGAUGCUAGCUUUCACCCGCUAUUUAAAUCUAUGCGUAACUGUCGCUUCACGCUAUGGCCUAUUCACCUACCGGUACAGGACGUCUGGGUGACUGUCAUCUUGCAGAUUGGGGGAAUCUCCACGAACUUCCAAGAAUCUCCUAAUCGUUUCGACCGAGAAGUGGUUGCAUGUGCUAUUGUCGACCCUUUACCCAAUGACCGUGAUGAUCGAAGACACUUUGUCAAGGAAAGAUUGGCAGAAAUCCUAGAAGAUGGUUGCAUCUAUUUACCUGACAACGCUAUGGUUGAAAGCUUUACGACAGAAGACGUGCACGAAGCAUGGGCAACAGGACAUGUGGCUUACGCUGUAUGCCGAGAAUUCAUUCGCCGACUGAGGGUUCUCAAUUACCAAGAGGAUUGUGGCCAUGCUGUGAACACUGGCCUACUCUGGACUGGACUUGAGGAGCACCAUGACAUAGACUCCUACCGAGAAUCAAUGAUGGCUGCCUGUGCGCAUCGUACGAUUCGAAACUCUGGAUAUCAUGUACGAAUGGCACUCGAGGUUCCUAGUGAGAAGUCAAACUACAAUCCCGAUGGUUUAAAUCCUUUCUUCGAAGACCAACAGGAUGAGUGGUUUACAAAAUCCAAGGCAAAGGCAAAGGCAACCGGCAAGGCACGGGCCAAAGCUUCCCAGAAAAAUGAGAUUAUCGUGGCGCAGGCCUUAACUCCUGCAUCAGAGCAUGGGUCAGACGUGUCGCAACUAAAUGACUUGGAAUCGGAUGGGCAUGACUCGGACCAAGAUGCGGAUGCAGACCCAGUACCCGAAAGUGAUGUAUACACCCCUACGAAACCUACAUUCGAUGGCCAUGACAAGCCUGUGGAAAGUCCAGUCCUCGAAAGCAUCGAGGCUGAAGAAUCUCAUGCCCACGAAGCAGUCGGAACCGACAGUAAUCAAGGUCUCCAAGAACUGGGAAACACUUUCCCAAGCCUUAGCAUCCCAGAACUCUCAAGAGAAGCAACUCCGGUUCCAGUUGCUGAAAUGCAAGCUACCCCUGAAGAAGCAGAACCUGGCUUCUCAACCCCGACAAAGCGCAAACUGGAUGAAGUAGAUGACGUAGAUGACGGAGAGCAGCCACCAGCAAAGAGAGCGAAAAUCGAGGAUGCUGAAUAGAUAGAUAUAGGGACGAGUUUUUGUUUUUGAUGCUCUACCUCGGAGUAAUGUUUCAAUGCUAAGCUAGACUAUCUACCUAGAUAGAUAUCCGGCACGUACCUGUUAUAUUGUUUGUAUGCCGAGUUUACAGGCAUGUUUAUGCGGAACCUAGAUAUGUAAAAAAAGAAACUAUUUAAUGC
Messenger RNA from Daldinia loculata, 2183 nucleotides. RefSeq lists its product as uncharacterized. The transcript has a single exon. The record is from RefSeq and is a predicted model, not a curated record. The coding region runs from base 520 to 2004 and encodes 494 amino acids. NCBI's taxonomy places the organism in Eukaryota, Fungi, Ascomycota, Sordariomycetes, Xylariales, Hypoxylaceae.